This is a messenger RNA of Aphidius gifuensis, 1008 nucleotides long. RefSeq lists its product as uncharacterized. NCBI's taxonomy places the organism in Eukaryota, Metazoa, Arthropoda, Insecta, Hymenoptera, Braconidae. Bases 92 to 595 code for a protein of 167 amino acids. The transcript has 3 exons. The record is from RefSeq and is a predicted model, not a curated record.
UUGCUGGUAUAAAAUAGACUGAAUCAUUCAACGUAUUGAUCAUUCUUAAAAAAAAAAACAAAGUAAAAGGUGAAAAUAAAAAUAAAUAAAUAUGCAGUUAAUAACUGGCAUAUUAAAAUCAAUUUUUUUAUAUUUUUUUGUGAUAUUAUUUACUUGUUUUAUCAACAAUGUCAGUUUGUCAAAUGCUGAAUCAGUAACUUUUCCAAAAAUUGGAUAUCGCAGUGUUAUUGAUAAAGUAGAUGAUAAUGAAAAAUUAUGUAUACCUUGCAAUUUUUUGGAUAACUCACUGAAAAGUAUUAAAUUAUUGAUGAAUGAUUUCGAAAAUUUAAAUACUCAAUAUUGCAGUGAGUCAAGUUUAUCCAGUCGAAAAUCCAAUGCAAUGCUUCAAAAACGAGAGUUCAAACCUGAAUUAAGAUCUAGAUAUGGAUAUGGAUAUGGACUUGGACAUGGAUUUGGACAUCGUCAAUAUUCAUCGUCAAACUGUGAUCCACGAUGUUGUGAACCAAUAAUUCAUACUGAUGAUGAUGAUGAUGAUCCGUAUCGAAGAGCUAGAACAUCAACAAGACGACCACCAAGACCACCAGGAGCAAAAUAAUAUUAAUUCGAAAAUUCAAAUUUAAUUUAACAAGAAAUUUGUAUUUCCAAUUAUAAAAUUUUCAUUUUGAAUUGAUAAAAAAUAAAAUUAUUACUAUUUUAAACAAUAAAAUUAAUUUUUAUCAUAAAAAUAUUAUGUUAAUCAUUUAAAUUAUUGAUUUUAUUGCUUUUAUUAAUUCGAAAAAAAAAUAAUAAAAAUGCAUUAACGGACGACCUUUAGUCUUUUACCACUUGGAAAUUGAAAAUUUCCAAAAUUACGGUGGGAUGGCGCGUUUGGUCACAUCAUUUUUGGUCCAAUAUUAUUCACAAUUAUAUAAUAUGUAUAAAAUUAAAUAAUUAAAUUCUUAAAUUAAACAAAAAGUAAUACUAUGGUGAUGUCCACUUCCGUAAAAUAAAUUAGAGAAAAUAAAAAGU